AUGGUGAGUCGUACUUUUCUGUUUAGUGUUUUAUGGAUUGCUGUACAAUAUUCAGCUCUAUUUGUUGGUUAUUUUUUAACAAAUUCUUUGAUGAAUCGUUCUAAUGGAGAACUUUUAUGGAAUUUUUUCGAAAAUUGGCUUGAUGAAAAAUUGGAUGCUAAUGAAGCUGUUGUUGAAAAUAUGGAUGUAAAAAAUAUUUCCAAGCAAGUCCGUAAUUCACCAUGGAAAGGUGUGACGAUACCGGAAUCAGUUAAUAAAUUGCUUGAAGAAUUGAUUGAACAGCUAAUUGAUAAUUAUAUAAAUACUUGGUAUAAAGCAAAAAUAGGAGGUGAUGCAGCGUUUGUCAAUGAAAUAAGGUAUCAGAUUCGCUAUGCUGUUGCUGUUUUGUAUUUGCGCUUUCGGAAGAUUGAUCUUUCCUCGAUAAUCUUGUUUGAGGUUGUACCGCUGGCAGUUAUACAUUGUGAUAGAGUUGGACAUUUAAGCGCUGUUAUUGAAAAAAGCAUAUGUUCAUCUCAGUUGGUUGAAACGAAAAUUCUGGAAGAUAUGCCGGAUGUACAUUUUGCUCUCAGCUCACGACAAAAUGAAGUGGAUUAUCUGCGCGAGUUGGCUGAUCGCUUGAUUAGGCUUAUAAUGGAUGAAAGCUGUACUGUGCGUCAUUCCAGCGACAAAGAUUCCUCUUUCCGUGACUUCCUUAAUAAUCAUUCGCAACCAUGGGCAAGUCAUGCAUGUCGCCAUUUUUUGCGGGAACUUUUUGUUUUUUCAUUUUUUUUACCUGCUAUGGAUUUAAUAGCUGAUCCAGAUACCAUCAAUCGGGUACUAAUAUUUCUCUUCGACUCGGAUGUUCUCAGCUGUUCGCAAAUGUCUCAGAGCAGCAGGCAAGUUGAAAUCUUACAUGGGCUUACUGAUUAUUCUCUAAACGACACUCCUGACUCAUUACUUCAACUGAAGCUUAGUGAUAUGCUUCGAGAUACUGGGCAGUUGUUGAUGUUCAGAGCAUACUUAAACGAUAUCCAUGCACCUUUAAGUGAACUUGAUUUUUUAGUUCAUGCAGGAGAUGCGCAUGGAAGAAUGCUUAAUAUUCAGAAUGAUCACAUUGCUAUGAAUGAACUGCAGUACGACAUUUGGGAGCUUUUUAUUAAAUAUAUUCACGAGGGUGCUCCGAACAGGAUUAACCUUCCUAUUGAAGUUAGCUCUAAUUUCAGCAAAGCAAUGGAAAAGCGUGAUUGUGAACUGCUUGAUCGCUGUCUGGAAAAGGCUUUUCAAAUUAUAUACAAACGAAUGCAGCAUGAAUAUGUGAUACCAUUUUGUCAAUCGGAAUGUUUCUUGGGUAAUUUGUGUGGUCCUCGACCUGUAGAUGUCGAUGAAUUAAUUGCAUCCGGCGAACAUACUAAUUCAACUCGCUGUCUUAUAUCAACUGUUGAACCCAACUAUUCCCUAACUCAGUUCAGGAAUCGCUUUUGGCGAAUGGUCUUACCAACAGCUGGAUUGAUAGAUUCAUCGUUUGAUCGUUUAAAUGAUAUUGCAUUAAGUGAGAUGAAUAAUGAGAUCGAGCCUGCUGAUGAUAUCACGCAGAGUUUGAGUUCGAACUCAUCAAAUGAUGGUACAACUAUACCAGCUUUUGAGGCCGAUGAAGAGCUUGUUGAACAGCAGACGAAUUCGAGUAAUUCAUUUGAGAUACCGAUGUUUGAUCCGGAACGUGAUAUGAACAAAUGGAAUGUAACAAUUCCAUAUGUUGAGCCACGACGAGAUCCUAUUGGGGGUCAUACUAUGUAUGUUUAUGUCAUUUCGGUUGAAAGAUUUGAUGUAAGUGGUAACGUCGAGCAAGCAUCGUUAUCAGCCACUAUAGCGCCACAGAGAUGGUCUGUGAUUCGACAUUACAACGAAUUUUACAUUUUGGAAUCAAAAUUAAUAGAGUUUCACGGAAGUACAAUUAAAACGGAAUCAUUGCCACCACGUCGUUUUUUCAACUGUAAGAGUCGUGUUUAUGUGGAAUCCAGACGUGAAAAUUUUGAACGUUUCAUUCAGCUACUCACAAGACAGCGAGCGUUAAAACAGUCAGAUUUGUUGUUUGUUUUUCUGAGCACUGAACAAAGGUUGAAGGAUUCAACACAAAUUUCUGAUCUCUAUCCCUGGAACAUGGUAAAGAAAGUGCCGAGUAAAUUUGCUCGUGAAAGAGGUCAGAAUUUAAAACCAUUUAUUUUAUCUCUGCUGGCGACAACAUUGGUUCCUCAUUCGAGCAGUUUCACUGAAUCGAGGUGCACUACAUCGUCCAUUAAUCUAGAAAUUGCGAGUCAAACACGGAAGAUAUUACAAAGUGAUAUAUAUGGUGGCAAUAGUCGAAGUAUUCAGAUAGAUCUCUCUCUCACAAAAAGUACAUUAUGGACGAGCAGUUUUUAUGAUGCCAUCCUUUUCAUUCUGAAUCGGUUGUUUGGUGUUGUUAGAUGGCCAAUAUGGAUCAGUAUGACCAUUCGACAUUUAAUGAGAGAUACUAUUGAUGCGGUGGCAGCUGUUCUAUUUAGACGAUUUUUGAAUAAAAUAUUUGUGGAAGUAAAUUGCAUACGCAUACUACGCUUCAUCCAAGAAUCAAUUUUUGGUCCUAAAAAUUUAACAGAAACCGAUCAGGAAAAGGUGCUACGUAUGGAGCUGGCGCAACGUCUAACAUUGAAAUACUUGCAGGAACAGCUACCAGUUUGUUUUAUUAAAUUAAUUGGCGAUAAGGAAUUCUGUCAGGGAAUGCAGACCAUUUUUCGUAUCUUACAAUAUCCACGUUUAAAUAAACAAUUAGCUUUACCACAACAGGCUACAAUUGCAACUUUGUCAGUAAGAGGGGAAAUUCAAUUGCUAAAUUUUGAACCAGAUUUGAAUGUAGUACCGUUACAUGGAAAUGAUAUUAAGGGAAUGCGUAUCUAUAACUGUUUCCAGCAUUUGCCAUAUGCAUUCGAACAAGUUGCAACAGUAUUCUGGCAUCGGUAUCCGAAUGCAUGCGCAAAACAUGUCAUAAGCGAAGAUUUCAUCGAAGUUGCGGUAGAUGGCGAUCAGAUCAGGACGAAAAAACUGAUACUGAAACAAACAGGAACAUUCUUGAAAGCAGUUCCAAAAUGGAUGUCGCGUUUGACGAAUGUCAGGGUUGUACCCACAGUUGAGGAAAGUAUAUUCGAUCGAAGUAAACGAUCUUUAGUGACUUAUACGAGAAAUAUCACACUGUUAUCUGCUUGUAAAAUUCAUGAACGUUGUGUUUACAAAUCGGGUUUCAAAAACGGAGUGCCAGAAACGAUUGUGGAACGCGGUGGUUUUGUGUCGACCUCAUUUGGAAAGUUGAAUUUGGUAAUUGAACGCGUUUUGAUGGCAAAUUUCAAAAAAAAUAUGAGGAAAACAGCAGUUGUUUUUAUGGAAAAGUUGAUAAAAAGAUUUGGUGAACCCGCACUGGCCAGUCACAGAACCGGUGAACCGCAUCUUAUGAGGCAGAAGAUUAAUCACUCUAACUAUUCCACACAGGACUGA
This is a messenger RNA of Acanthocheilonema viteae, 3501 nucleotides long. The record is from the annotation of a GenBank genome assembly. NCBI's taxonomy places the organism in Eukaryota, Metazoa, Nematoda, Chromadorea, Rhabditida, Onchocercidae.